Messenger RNA from Pogonomyrmex barbatus (red harvester ant), 1346 nucleotides. Its product is annotated as toll-interacting protein. Gene Ontology annotation, cellular component: cytoplasm. Lineage: Eukaryota; Metazoa; Arthropoda; Insecta; Hymenoptera; Formicidae. The record is from RefSeq and is a predicted model, not a curated record. Gene Ontology annotation, molecular function: ubiquitin binding; ubiquitin conjugating enzyme binding. Gene Ontology annotation, biological process: ubiquitin-dependent protein catabolic process.
UUUUUUUUUUCCUUAAAUUUCUCCCAUCAUGGACACAGACAGGCCUUUGCACGAAGAUUGGAAAAAACGGGCUUUUGUGGGACCACUGCCGGACAGUUUUCUAAGAAUAGAAGAGCGCAAUGCGCAGUUGCAGCAGGAAGCAGCAGAUCAGCAAGCUGCUCUAGCUCUCCAGCAAAUGCAAAGCAUGCCAGUGGCUCACGAUCCUCGAGUGGGUAGACUUAGCAUAACAAUUUCUCAGGCCAAAUUAGUGAAAAAUUAUGGAAUGACAAGAAUGGAUCCAUAUGCGAGGAUACGAGUGGGUCACUCAGUGUUUGAGACUCAUACAGACUCGAACGGUGGAAAAAAUCCACAUUGGAACAAAGUAAUCCAAUGUAUCCUUCCACCUGGAGUUAACCAGAUAUACGUAGAAAUUUACGAUGAAUGUUCUUUUGUAAUGGACGAGCGGAUUGCAUGGGGCCACAUAGAGAUCCCACCACAAGUAAUCCAGAAGGGAGAAACACACGAAGAUUGGUACAUGCUUAGUGGAAGGCAGGGUGAUAAUCAGGAAGGAAUGAUCAAUUUAGUAUUCAGUUAUACGACCAAAUAUCAUCCAUAUAUGGGUUCCUCUUCGAUAAUGAUGGUUCCUUCAGCAACAAUGUUUGGCGUGCCAUAUGCUCCAGUAAAUGUUUAUACAGCACCUCCACAUACUGUUGCACCAACGGUAGCACCAAGUUCUUUACCAAAUGCCGAGGUCGAGUUGAAACAGAUCGCAGAAAUGUUCCCGAACGUUGAUAGAGAAGUCAUCAAAUCGGUUUAUGAUGCCAAUCAUGGCAAAAAAGACAUUACGAUUAAUUCAUUGCUUCAAAUGUGCGAAUAAAUUCUAAUUUUCUACACCACUGAUAUGCCAUAUGUAACUUUAUAGUAUCCUUUGUUGAUGAGUAUUUCUCUUGGAAUGUAAAACGAUAUAUGAAAAUCUAAUUUAUAAUUUAUAAUACUUCCAUACGUAAUGAUACAUAUUAAGGUCAAAGUAUUCUUUGAAUAUAUAAAACGAUGAAAAACAUUUUUCUUCUGAGGAAAAAAACGUAUUAUAUUUUAAUUGAGUAAAACAUUCAGUUAUGUAUUCUUAGUCAAUUUUGUUAUGUAUUAUGUUAUUGUUAUUUCAGAGUUUAUAUUAUUUUCUUCCUUAUAUAUAUUUCCAUAUAUAUAUAUACGAAUAUUUAUUUUUUAAUUGCGCUAGACAUAUUAUAAGGUACACAAUUGAUUCGUUUCUGUAUAUAAUUUAAAUAUAUUGCGCAUUUUACAAAAUUGUAAAAAGAUAUACGUCUGAUUGAUAUAACUGCACAUAACUUGUAAUAAAUAUUAAAUAU